GUCCAGCUCGGAGAGGAGAUUGUACCAUAUCCCGUAAACGCUGCCUGUUAACGUUGAUUUGUGGUGGGGAUUAUUACAAGGAUGGCUGAGUGAGUGAAUGCAGUUGACUCAAGUGAACAGAAGGAGAAACAGGAAAGACAAUCGAGUCACAUUGCAAGUCGGAACUCUCCACAACCAUGAGUCUAACUUUUGUAUUAUCUGCUAUUAUUUUCACGCUUCUCGCUAUUGUGGUCGCAACGUCGUUAUUUAACGGCUCUUCUACAGCCGACUUUGCAAACGCACGGAGUUAUUUCGGUGCAGCCGGAGGAUUAGAUCAAUCGGGGCCGAAGCAGAAUGGCUAUUUACCCGAGAAGAAGAAGAAGAAGAAGGCAGCGGAUGACUGGUGUGAGAUCAGCGGGAGCUCACACGAUCACUGGGAUGUAGUGAAAUCUGUGCUUUCAGAGGAGGCACACCCCCAACCUCUCACUGAAGAACUGGCAACACCAGUUGAACACUCCUCCUCCACAUCCAGCCUGUCCGUCCCCAGGCCUGGAUCUAGGCAUAUGAGCUUAGAGACUGAAGGAGCCACAGAGAGCCCGGGGAUCAACGAUAAGGUGGAAUCAAAUGCAAACAAUUCCUUGAAGUACGUCCCUGGAAAGGCGCGAUCCCACCACUUGCAAAUGAUGAUGUCCAAAGAUGAGCUGGAGGAGGAGCAGAGGGUGCAACGGGAGCAGCUGGCUGCCAUCUUCCAGCUGCUACACGAUAACAAGGAGACGUUUGGGGAGGUGUCGGAGGGAGACAUGGAGGAGCAGCUCAGACUCUACUCCAUCUGAGACUCCUCUCUGACUCAGCUCUUUGCCUUGCCAUCCACCCUCUGACUGCGCUCUUUUACCUGUGAGCGCGACUGACGGACCUCUUCAACAGAGCUGUACAAUACACUCAACAGCUACUCUCAAUUGUGUUCCUUUUUUUUUUUGUUUCUUGUGGGUUUUUUGUUUUUUGUUGUUUUUGCUUCCAUCCCCUGUCAUUCAAACUGCAGUCCACAUGAAGACCAAAGGAAACACCAGCCCAGAGCAGGACUUUAUAACUACCAAAUUGCAAAUAAGGACCAAAAGAGAUAAAAGACUAUCAUUAUGUCUAUUAGUUUUAUAUUAUAAUAAAAAUGUUAAUUUAUUACAAAACUUUUUUUUAAAAACUCAACUUUAUCUUCACUUAACUUCUGUAACAGGUAUAAACCCCUGCAAGUUAUCGCUGCAUAACUUCCACUCUGUUGUGCAAUAAACCACUUUAUGUACUAUUGUGAAUGUGCAUGACUGGUUCCUGGUCUAUGAUACAUUUCUGUAACAGGAAACUGAGCGGUAGCCCUACCCAUUCAACCUCGGUGACAAGGUGUGAAACACUCUUGGGUGGCUUUCCCACCUGGGUACAAAUAUAAGAGGGAAAGCAAACACUCAUCUGUGUCUAAUUGAACAGCAAAGACACCAAAUUAGAGGGAUGGCAGUCCAAACCCACAGGAUUUAUUUUUGGCUGCUUGUGAUGUCGGUCAGCAUUUUACUAUUGAUCUUAUCAUGGGACUAUUUGUCUCUGAAAUGCAUCAGGUAAGUUGUAUUUGUAUUUUAUAUCUAGAGAAACAUGAAAGAUAAAGAAGGGAGUGUUUUAAUCUGUUAUCAUUUGUUGUAAAUUAGUUAAAGAAAUGUGUAGCAGCACAU
Seriola dumerili (greater amberjack) is the source of this 1688-nucleotide messenger RNA. Its product is annotated as matrix-remodeling-associated protein 7-like. The record is from RefSeq and is a predicted model, not a curated record. The transcript is spliced from 5 exons. NCBI's taxonomy places the organism in Eukaryota, Metazoa, Chordata, Actinopteri, Carangiformes, Carangidae. Bases 177 to 812 code for a protein of 211 amino acids.